Coccidioides immitis RS is the source of this 1945-nucleotide messenger RNA. RefSeq lists its product as uncharacterized. Gene Ontology annotation, molecular function: glucan endo-1,3-alpha-glucosidase activity. NCBI's taxonomy places the organism in Eukaryota, Fungi, Ascomycota, Eurotiomycetes, Onygenales, Onygenaceae. Bases 1007 to 1945 code for a protein of 312 amino acids. The record is from RefSeq and is a predicted model, not a curated record. The transcript has 5 exons.
UCCACAUGUCCCAUUUGCCCAUCGCACGAUCGCAAGUUAAUCCGUUAUAACCAUAAUUAAAACCGUUGCUUGGAGAUAGUUACCCUUAACUAGGUGCUCACCACAGAGUGCAUUAGUUAUAUAGCCUCAUGAUGCUCCCUCGUGCGUUGAAACGCCCGCUGCACCCCAGUGUGUCUUCCACUGCACCACUCAGCUCGACUUGUUUCAACAAUAAAACACUUUGCGGUAUAUUCUCAGAGUUCUAUUUGAUGCUGAAUAUUUGAGUAUCCGCUUCAGUGAUAGUUGUUGGGCUUUCUCGCUGCGAUUGACCCCAGUAACGUGCAUCCAGUCUGUGUCGGUAUGGUCAUCCUUCACUUUAAAAAUGGCCCGCAAAAGAGCCGAGCAGAGCGAAGCUUGGAGUUCUUCUUCAAAUUUGGGCCUGAAUCUGCAGCUAUUCCCACCCGAUUAAAGUCCUAAAGCGUUUGCUAUAUGAAUCCUGCUGGCUUGAGUCACCUUGUAUCCCCAGUUACUUCUCGGUUGCAGGGCCAAGCUGCACUUAGUAUGGAUACCUCCCAGUACGUCGGGCUGCUGAUUAAUGGGAUGUUUCCGUAUAAUGACGUUCAUACAAUCCGGGAAGCAAUCUUAUAAGCUCCCGGUGCAGUUUUCCCUUGUCAGUCUUCUCGAAAGAGCAUGCCUGGGCUAGCUUUUAAAUUACCACCAGCCCUUCUAAACCAUCUGAGAUACGGCAUUUAAGAAGAUAGGUGUUCUUUUUGGGCAUCUUUGAGGCAUAUAUUACUCUCCUUUUCUCUAUAUUUUACUCUAUUUUCGUUAGUUGAGGCAAUUUAAGCCGUUACCUGGUGCCAUGUAUUUCAAAAUAUUUACUGUCUUUAGCUACAGCGAUAUUUUCUGACGUCGCAAGUGGCCAAAAGUCGGUUUUCGCCCAUUUUAUUGUAUGAUGGGCCUCCCAGCUUGAAAAAUAAAAUGAUUUCUUAUUUCUAAUGUCACGGAGGUCAGAAAUGCCGCCUAUAUGACAUUGGAUGAAUGGAAGUCCGAUAUCAAACUAGCAAAGAAGGCGGGCAUUGACGGUUUUAUUUUCAAUAUUGCACCGCAAGAUGACUAUACAAACGCCGUAGUGCGGAAGGCGUACGAAGCCGCUAGUGAAUUGGGAGAUUCCACUUUGUUACUGUCAUUCGAUUAUCUUAUUAUCGAGUUGAUCGAUACUUACAAAGCAUACCCUCAUCGACAUUCGAGAGACCAGAUAAUGUCAGCGACUGGCCAUCCGUUAAGAAUUCCACCAACUGCCUCUUCGUACCAUCUUGGACAAGGCUUGGGCACAAGGAAUUAUACAAUUCCCGGACGCUGUCGACGGAGCGUUCAGUUGGGAGGCUUGGCCUGUUGGAGCAAACUCGAAACCACCCAUAAUUCUGACCAAGAGUCGACGAGAACCCUUGAUUGGCUUCAACUAGCAGCGUUAUUUGGUUAUUACAUGGAACGACUACUCCGUAUAGUGAAUCUCAUUAUAUUGAAUGGUGUUCCAAAAGGUGCUGAAUGGCAUGUCCGCUCUCAUCAACAUCAAUCCACACCAAGGGUAGCGGGCUUCUACCUUAUGAUACCGAUCGAUACAAAUCAGGAAAAUCAACCACAAAUACCGCCGAUAGUAAAGACAUCAUCUUUUGCUGGAAAUAGUCCUGCAAUUGGCCAGCCGGUGCUAGAGCCAGGUUUGGUCUCCCAAGUUAAUGUCUUUGUAUCCGUUCUAGCUUUGGAACCCAGAGACGGCAGCAUUCAAAUCGGUAAACCAACCCCUACAAAGCUCAAGGCAAAUGUUGCUGGCGUCAAUCACUUCAACGUCAAUUUUGAUGGCAAGCUCGGCCAUGUGAACAUUGUUGUGUCAACGGCUGGGCGAGAAGUAUCUCGUGCUAAUGGGGUCGAAAUUUCCACCGAACGUUUCGAGGGAAAGGUGGAUUGA